This is a messenger RNA of Dreissena polymorpha, 2754 nucleotides long. RefSeq names its product FACT complex subunit SSRP1-like. The transcript is spliced from 19 exons. Gene Ontology annotation, cellular component: FACT complex; nucleus. Gene Ontology annotation, molecular function: DNA binding; nucleosome binding; histone binding. The record is from RefSeq and is a predicted model, not a curated record. Lineage: Eukaryota; Metazoa; Mollusca; Bivalvia; Myida; Dreissenidae. The coding region runs from base 213 to 2552 and encodes 779 amino acids.
GUGAAAUUGAAGCAGAUUGAUAUGAAUUUCUAGCAAAAUAUGCUCACUAAAUAGUAAUUAUGUUCUAUUUUACUAUGAAAAAAAACUAUCCAAGGAAUAUGUACCAGCAAAAGAGCUUUAUAACAAAGGAAUAUGAAAAUUACUUCUAGAAUUCUCAGUUUUCAGCUGUGCACACCUGUGUCCAAAUCACUUGCAGACCAACAUAGGUGACCAUGAGUGAUUUUCAGGAGUACCCUGAUGUGGUCCAGGAAGUAAGGGGAGCUUUGAACCCAGGGAGGUUGAAAUUCCAGGCCAACAAUAUUGCAUUCCGUAACCAGAAGACAGGGCGACAGGACCAAUUCCAAGGCACCGAUAUUGAUAAGGUUUACUGGUUGAAGAGGGCCAGGGGAUUCUGUCUAAAAGUUCUACUUCAUAAUGGCACCAUACACAGAUUUGAUGGCUUCAAAGAUUCUGAUCAAGAAAAGUUGGGUAGUUUUUUGUCAAAGAACUACGAUUUGAAAUUGGAGACAGUUGACUUGUCUGUGAAAGGAUGGAACUGGGGGCAAGCUAAAUUUGAAGGCAAUGGCUUAAACUUUGUGAUUGACAACAACCUUGCCUUUGAGAUUCCAUUGAACAACGUGUCCCAGUCAACCCCAGCCAAGAAUGAGAUUACCCUUGAGUUUCACCAGAAUGAUGAUGCUGCUGUCUCACUGAUGGAACUGCGCUUUCAUAUUCCCAGUGAUCAGAAUAACCCAGAUGCUGACACAGUUGCUGAGUUCUAUGACCAGGUAAUGAAGAACGCUGACAUUAUCCAGGCUGUUGGAGAUGCUGUCUGUGUGUUCCCAGAGGUGCAGUGCCUCACACCGAGAGGUCGUUAUGACAUCAAGAUGUACACGACAUUCUUACAGCUUCACGGUAAAACAUUCGACUACAAGGUUCCAUACAGUUCUGUUCUAAGACUGUUCCUGCUUCCACAUAAAGAUGGACGCCAAAUAUUCUUUGUUGUGAGCCUGGAUCCUCCCAUCAAGCAGGGUCAGACCCGCUACCACUUCCUCAUCCUGCUCUUCUCCAAGGACGACGAGAUGACCCUUGAAUGUGGCCUGGGAGAUGAGCUAGAGGAAAAGUAUGAAGGCAAGCUUCAGAAGGAGAUGAACGGACUAGAGUACGAGAUUGUCAGCAAGGUUUUCAAGGCAGUCACCACGAGGAAGAUCACAGUACCAGGCAGCUUCCUAGGUCACUCGGGCACUCCAGCCAUCAGCUGCUCCUACAAGGCUGCAACUGGGCUACUCUACCCCCUCGAGAGAGGCUUCAUCUUCGUUCAUAAACCUCCCGUGCACAUCCGUUUCGACGAGCUUGCGGCAGUCAACUUUGCCAGAAGUGCAGGUAGCACUCGGUCAUUUGACUUUGAUGUGGAGACCAACACUGGGAAUGUUUAUACGUUCUCAAAUAUUGAAAAGGAUGAAUAUGGGAAGCUGUUUGAAUUUGCUAAGAACAAGAAUCUGAGAAUGAAGAACAUUGGCAACAAGAAGGCCAGUGGAGACAACCUGUAUGAGGGUCUGGACUCAGAUGAAGACCAGGGCCAGCAUGAUGCCUACCUGGAGAGGAUGAAGGCAGAGGGCAAGGACAGGGACAGCGACGACUUUGAUGAUGAUAGCGACUCCUCAGAUGAGGAUUUCAAGCCUGAGGAUUCAGCCAGUGAUGUUGCAGAGGAGUAUGAUAGUAACCCUCCAACUUCAUCCGAUUCUGAAGAAGAGGAAGACGGCAGUUCAGGCUCCGGAGAUGAGGAGAAGAAAGCUCAGAAGGCGGCAGCCAGGGAGAAGAGGAGGCAGGAGAAACAGGAGCGCAGAGAGAAAGAGAAAAAGUCCAAACCUGUGAAAGAUGAGACGUCUAAGAAGCCCCGCAAAAAGAAGAAGGAAGACAAGGACCCCAACAAGCCAAAGCGGCCACAGACCGCCUACUUCCUGUGGUUCAUGGAGCGGCGGGCACAAAUCAAGGAGGAGAAUCCAGGCUUUUCCGUGGUCGAGAUAUCCAAGAAGGCCGGAGAAUUGUGGGCAGGAAUGUCCGCUGAGGACAAAGAGCCCUUCAAUCAGAAAGCAAAGAAAGCCAAGGAGGAGUAUGAUGUAGUCAUGAAGGAGUACAACCAGAAACUGAAGGAAGAGGGGCCUCCAAAGGCUAGUUCUAGCAAGCCAGCAAAGUCCAAGUCAAGUUCACCCAAGAAGACUGCAUCUGACACGAAAUCUGGGUCUGGUUCUGCAUACAAGAGCAAGGAGUUCAUAUCUGAUGAGGAGUCGUCCUCAAACAGUGACUCUGAUGAUGAUGAUAAGCCUCUGAAGAAGAUGAAGCAAGAGGAGAAAAUGGAGGUAGACGAAGGGUCAGGCUCAGGUUCAGAUGAGGAGGAAGAGAAGCCCACUGGAGUCAAGCGGCGCUCACAGAGGAAGGAGGGGGAGGAGUCAGAUGUUGGAGAGUUGCCUGAUGAGGAGGAGAUCCUGAGUUCCCCUGAGCACUCUGAGCCUGGGUCUGCCGCAGAGUCUGGCAGCGAAAGCGGCUCUGGGUCAGGCUCCGAAUCAGAUUGAGCUAUCUGGCGUAACCUCCCUUGAAUUGGCUUACAACAAAACCUGUUGAAGUUACCUCCCUUGCAUUGAAGCAUAGCGCAAUGUUUGGAUUUCUCUACGUGCAUAGAAAAUCUUUGUAAACUUUUUUCAUUUCACUAUUUGAUAUGUCUUAAAUAGUGCAUUUUGUGUUUAUUAUGAAAAUAUAAGUGCGGUGCCCGUAAAA